Anthonomus grandis grandis is the source of this 639-nucleotide messenger RNA. RefSeq lists its product as uncharacterized. Gene Ontology annotation, molecular function: nucleic acid binding. The record is from RefSeq and is a predicted model, not a curated record. Lineage: Eukaryota; Metazoa; Arthropoda; Insecta; Coleoptera; Curculionidae. Bases 1 to 639 code for a protein of 212 amino acids. The transcript has 3 exons.
AUGCUGGCCACCAAGGCUGUCCAUCUAGAGUUGGUGUCAGAUUUGACUACUCGCGGUUUUCUGGCCAUGCUCAGGCGUUUCGUUUCUCGCCGUGGCUUAUGUCAGCACCUGUAUUGUGACAAUGGCACAAAUUUCGUUGGGGCUAAUGUUCAGGUGGAAGCAGUGUUGAACUCACGUCCCCUUUUACCUCUUACUAAUGAUCCCAAUGAUUUUGAAUCCCUGACUCCCGGACACUUCCUUGUCGGCCAUCCUUUAAACCUAGUACCUGAUAUUGAUUUGGAGACUACGCCAAUCAACAGAUUGAACCGGUACCACAUGCUGCAAUCUUUAGCGCAACAUUUCUGGCGCAGAUGGUCAGAGCAGUACUUACAUACCCUCCACGAGCGAUCAAAAUGGCGCUUUAAGACCGACCCUGGAAGCCUCCAAGACUCUCUUGUUUUACUGAAGGAAGAGAACAGCCCACCUUCCAAAUGGACCCUUGCAAGAAUUGUCAAUCUUCAUCCCGGGAAGGACGGUAUAACACGUGUUGUUAGUGUUCGUGUUGCAAACGGGAAUAUUUUUAAACGCAGUAUCGUUAAGAUCUGUCCUCUACCUAUUUCAGAUGAGCCUUGCGAAUUCAAGGCUUUUAAAAUGACUUAG